Ylistrum balloti is the source of this 2890-nucleotide messenger RNA. RefSeq names its product opine dehydrogenase-like. Gene Ontology annotation, molecular function: oxidoreductase activity. The record is from RefSeq and is a predicted model, not a curated record. NCBI's taxonomy places the organism in Eukaryota, Metazoa, Mollusca, Bivalvia, Pectinida, Pectinidae. The transcript is spliced from 2 exons. The coding region runs from base 56 to 1318 and encodes 420 amino acids.
GUGUACAUGUGUUUAGGUGUUGACAUUGUCGUCUGCAAGUGCACACGUAAGAAAGAUGGACGGAAGGAAGCUGUUACGCCAUUUCUCACAAGCAGAAAAUCUAGACGCUGAAGGAACGUUGAAAAUCCUAGUCUGUGGCGGAGGAAAUGGUGCUCACUGUAUGGCAGCUUUGGCUUCUUCUAGGGAACACGUUGAAGUGCGCGUGCUGACACUGUACAAAGAUGAGGCGGAGAGGUGGACAAAAGCUCUUAACGAAGAAGACAUGACGAUAUCCAUUACAUAUAGUGAUGAGCACACGGAAGACAAGAAGUCGAGACCUUCGCUGGUAACUAAAGAUCCGGCCGAAGCUGCUGCAGGUAUUCACAUGAUAUUUUUCACUGUUCCGGCGUUUGCACAUAAACAAUAUCUAGAUGCGAUUUCAGAGCACGUCCUCGAUAACACGUUACUGAUUGGCAUGCCAGGGCAGGCUGGAUUUGAGUUUCAGGCUGUUGAGGCAUUGAAAGGUAAAGCGAAGAAAUGCGCAAUUGCAUCGUUUGAAUCACUUCCGUGGGCAUGCCGAACGGUAGAGUUCGGACGUCACGUGCAGCUGCUCGGAUUUAAAGAAUCGCUUUGUGCUGCAAUCCUGACCGGAAGCGAGAGCAACCUGACAAAGUCAUCGCUCGAUGUCAUACAGUUCAUUUUUGGAGAUGACCCUCAAUUCGACGUCAUUGAUAACUACGUUGCAAUUAACCUGAUGGCGAAAAGUAUCAUUCAUCCGCCACUUAUGUAUGGUCGGUGGGGAAAAUAUAACGGCGAGAUCCUCGAAGAGAAGCCACUGUUUUACCAAGGUGUUGACGAGACACAAGCCGCUCUCUUGUCAAAGGUCAGCGACGAGGUUGUAAUGACGGCCAAAGUUAUUCAAGACAAACGUAAGAACGACAUGUCUAAAGUUAUCCACAUUCUGGACUGGUACCGAAUUUAUUACUGUCACGAAAUAUCCGACCACAGCUGUUUGAAGAAUGCCAUGCAGACAAACAAGGCGUAUGAUGGACUGCUCCAUCCUAUGAAACCAGUAGAUGAAAGUGGCAAGAGAUUUGUUCCCGACUUCAACUACAGGUACUUAAAAGAAGAUGUGCCGUACGGGUUGGUGGUUAUGAAAGGGAUCGCUGAGAUCGCCGGUGUCGAUACCCCUACCAUUGACACCAUCAUAGAAUGGGCACAGAAACAACUGAACAAGGAGUACAUCGUGGCUAAACAUCUCACUGGUAAAGAUUUGUCCGAGACUCGCGCUCCACAAGUGUACGGAUUUAAAACCCUUGACGAUCUCUUCCAUAUCUAAUUUCGAUGGAUACAUUCUCCAUUCAGACAGAGAUGUGAUAGCGUUUUAUGAAAACAGUUCUUGGCUUUAAAGAAAUGUGUACUUAAAUACUUGAAAAAAGUCCGCUCAUAAGAAGAGGGUUAGCAGGUCUGUCCAAUCGGUUGUUCUUUUCAAUGAAGAAGUCGGUCAUGAAAUUAAAGAAAAUAUACUGUUACAAUCUCUAAUAAUAUGAAUUACCUACUGCAUUCUCUACCUCUAUGUACAGGAUACAUGGCACGGUGUAUGGAACAGGAUGGAUAUCUGAAUAUUUCGAAAAUCAAUGUCUUCAGGGAAUCUCACGAACUGUUGAAGAUGUGAUUUACAUGGGAGGAGACCGGGCUAUUCCAGAUUUAGAAGAUGGCAAAGAAAUGUAGAGUUUUCUUGUCUGUGAUACAAUUCUCUUGGAUCAAAUUGACAAUUUUCAGCAAUAUCAUUGCGAUUUCGAUCAUUUUUGAUGCUGAUACUUUCACUUUUCUUUUUGUCAUUUAUGUAUAUAUUAGGUAAUUGUGGUUUAGAAAUUUAGAUAAGGAAAUUGUGAAAAUUGUGAAUGUUGUAUAUCUAUAAACAAUGGCUAUAUAAAAACACAUUGCAGACAUAUUAUUUUUAUUUAAAUAUUAGAUGUACUGGAUUCAUUUAACUUUACACUAAAUUGAUUUCCAAUGGUCUACACCUUAGGCAUUUAAUGUAUUCUAAUGAAUGGCCACGUGUAGCAUGAUUGUAAUACUGUAUAUAAGUCAGUAUUAGUUAAUGUCAUUAGGUUAAUUAUGUAUUUUACAGAAGCUACACUAUACUUGAUUUAUUCCAUAUCGUCUACGAUUAAUAUCUGUCCCUAACAAAUGAGUUCUGUUACCGGUAGAAUAUAUAUAUAUAUAAAUAUUUAAAAAAUAUAUAUACUUAUUUUAGUUAUAAUAUGUAUAUUGUGCAUUGGAAAAAUAUAUAGAUAUAUAUGUAAAUGAUGUCUUGUUUUAAAAGGAAUGAUUGAAUACUUUAUUUGUUGAAGAAAAUCAUGUUCUACACAAUAAACCCGCCAGGUCUUAUCAAAACGUAGUCUGAGCAGAAUGACCUGUUCUGUUCUCCUUUCACAAUCAAAUUGGUUUUAAACGAGUCGAUAGUCAUACGAGAUAGCAUAUAUAUUAAUCGCUAUAGUCAGGGGAUAGUCACAAAUAUCAGCAUUGAAUGGGCGUCACAUCUUCUAGUGUGUACACCUUACAAAUCACAAAUGGGCAUACCAAAAGAGCGAAUGUAAUUUUUAAUAUGUGUCGGAUAAAGUAUACUGGACGGGUCAAUCUCAUCAGAUUUCAGCAUAUUAAAAUCCUCAAUGCUGUGUAAUUCUGACAAUCAUAGCUUAUUAGUUCACUAAUGGUUAUCUAUAUCGUAAUGCUGUUUUAAGCGUACACCUGCUAUUUUGACGGCAUCAGAUUUAUGUCAUACUUCAGUUAUAUUAAUUAGAAACUUUAGUAUAAAAAACGUUUUGCCCAAUAAUCAGGGCUUAUACAAAAUGUAAGAAAAUUUAGUAUUUUUUUAUUGCUUUUCAUUAAAAUAAUUCUUAACGAA